Messenger RNA from Xenopus laevis (African clawed frog), 2867 nucleotides. RefSeq names its product ankyrin repeat domain 13C L homeolog (gene ankrd13c.L). The record is from RefSeq and is marked provisional. Gene Ontology annotation, cellular component: cytoplasm; endoplasmic reticulum membrane. Gene Ontology annotation, biological process: protein retention in ER lumen. Gene Ontology annotation, molecular function: signaling receptor binding. NCBI's taxonomy places the organism in Eukaryota, Metazoa, Chordata, Amphibia, Anura, Pipidae.
GGUUGUCUUGCUAAGGCUAAGAGGAAGCACAGAGGUAUGUACAGGGUGUCCGCUUCAGUUUCAGGUGUCAGCUCUCUGCACGCCUCCUAUUGGAUCUACCGGGGCUUAAUCGGAGCCGUAUGUUCAGGCUGAACCGGUUUGUGCCAGAGGGGGGCUCUUUGCUCUCCUGAAUCUUUUGCUCCUCUUUCAAGCCCAGUCCGCAAUAAGACACCCGACGGGGCUUCGCUGGCGAUGACAGGGGAGAAGAUCCGCUCUCUCCACAAGGACCAGAAGCCCAGCAAGGAUGAGGAUCUGCUGGAGCCCGACGAAGAAGCUACGGCCGGCGGGACCUUCACCCGGACGGGCAAAUUGAAAAGCAGUAAGAUGUUUAGUAAUCACAAAGUGAUCCGGUCCCCGUCCAACCCAGCUCUGCUUCAGAACCACCACCACCAGCAAAUCAGCCCCAUCACUCCCGGGGAGAGCAAGUCGGACGUGUACUUUCCGGUGCACGAGUGCGUCUUAAAGGGGGACAUCCGCAGGCUCUCCUCCCUCAUCAGAAGCCACAGCAUCGGACAGAAGGACAGCCACGGUAAUACACCGUUACACCUUGCUGUGAUGUUGGGCAACAAAGAAUGUGCCCACCUUCUUCUGGCUCACAAUGCUCCAGUAAAAGUAAAAAAUGCUCAGGGUUGGAGCCCUCUGGCAGAGGCCAUCAGCUACGGAGACAGACAGAUGAUUACAGCAUUACUACGAAAGCUUAAGCAGCAGUCCAGGGAAAGUGUUGAAGAAAAGAGACCUCGUCUUUUAAAGGCCCUAAAGGAGUUAGGAGACUUUUAUUUAGAACUCCACUGGGAUUUUCAAAGUUGGGUGCCUUUACUCUCCCGAAUCCUGCCUUCUGAUGCAUGCAAGAUCUAUAAACAAGGUAUAAAUAUCAGGCUUGACACUACUCUUAUAGACUUCACAGACAUGAAGUGCCAACGAGGGGAUCUAAGCUUCAUUUUUAAUGGAGAUGCUGCACCCUCAGAAUCAUUUGUAGUUUUAGACAAUGAACAAAAAGUUUACCAGCGAAUACACCAUGAGGAAUCCGAAAUGGAAACUGAAGAGGAGGUGGACAUUUUAAUGAGCAGUGAUAUUUAUUCAGCCACCUUGUCUACAAAGUCCAUUACUUUUACACGUGCGCAGACAGGAUGGCUUUUCAGAGAGGAUAAAACGGAGCGAGUAGGAAAUUUCCUAGCAGAUUUUUAUUUAGUUAAUGGGCUCAUUUUGGAAUCCCGGAAAAGGAGAGAACAUCUCACUGAAGAGGACAUUCUCAGAAAUAAAGCCAUCAUGGAAAGUUUGAGUAAAGGAGGAAACUUGAUGGAACAAAACUUUGAGCCUGUGCGGAGACAGUCACUGACCCCACCACCGCCUAACACAAUCACCUGGGAAGAAUAUAUUUCUGCUGAAAAUGGAAAAGCUCCUCAUCUUGGCAGAGAACUUGUCUGCAAAGAAAAUAAGAAAACAUUUAAAGCAACUAUUGCUAUGAGUCAGGAUUUUCCUCUGGGCAUUGAAUCACUCUUGAAUGUUUUAGAAGUCAUUGCACCUUUCAAGCACUUUAAUAAACUCCGAGAAUUUGUGCAGAUGAAGCUUCCUCCUGGGUUUCCUGUAAAGCUUGAUAUCCCCGUUUUUCCAACAAUCACAGCCACUGUAACGUUUCAAGAGUUUCGCUAUGGAGAAUUUGAAGACGCAAUUUUUACAAUACCCGAUGACUACAAGGAGGACCCGAGCCGUUUCCCCGAUUUAUAACUGCUUACAACCGUUCAAUGCAAUGAUUGAAAAUGAAUGUUUAAUUAGUGUAAAGGAAGGUUUGGCAUACUGGUGUAAGGUCCUGCAUUUCACUGUGGAAACGAUACAUCAGCCUCCCCACGGAUCCAAGGACUGGUCCAGCUUGUUCUUGGAUUCCUGUCCCCACAAUUGCUGCAAAACGGGCAUCACGGCAAAUCAGAGGAACUUCUGCUGAAGAUUGAUGCCCUUCCCUUUGUAAUGACACCCCCCCUAUAGUGCAUUCCUCCUUCAUAUAGACCACCAUGCAUCCACGGACCACUGGUUAGUGUCCAGCGUAGGGCUUUCUCAAGAAAUCAUUUUCUCAGAUUCCACCUCUUAUUUUAGGGUGAACUUUUAAAUCUCGUAAGAAUUUUUUUUUUAAAUUAUAAAUUAUACACUGUGUAACAUUUUGUAUAGAUCCUUGCUUGUUUGCAGAAAAUGUAUAAAAAUUAGAAAUAACCUUCUGUAGAUAAUGAACCAAAUACUGAAUUUCUAUAUUGUUGCCAACUCAACCUAUUGCAAUAGCUGUUCGAGAAAACGAUCCAGUUGUGCAGGGACACUAUGAAUUCAGAGAGCACUGCAGAAACAUGUCGUGCUGCUCCUUGAACUUUUUUUUUUUUUUUAUAAAGGAAAUUUUUAAUUUUAAGCAAAUCUUUCCGGUAUAUGUUUCAGUGUAAUGUUGCAGUUUGUUUGCUCUUUGUAAACUAAAUCUCCCAUACUUAAUAUAGAGUUCUAGCGCCGCCCCCCCCACGUCUGUUUUAAAUUGUGUGGGUCUUAUCCUAUUGACCACAGUGGGAGGUGCAUCGGCUGCUCCCGUGAGUAUAAAAUGGGGAUAUGUGUGGGCACAUUUUCAGGUGAAAAGGGAUGACUUAUAGCAUUUGCCAUUGCAGACUACUUGCAGUAAUCCACAGUGUUUUGAUCGCCAGUCUAACGGAGAUCAAUACAUCUAGGAUGCUUUGACCCUUUUUUUCUUAAUUUCUUGCCUAUGUUUUUUUGUUUUGUGCCUUCACCCAGAGGAAUAGAUUUUUUUUACUGCAUCCCAUACACAAAUCUGGAGGUAGUUUAUUUCUAAAAAAAAAAAAAAA